UAUUUGGAGAUAAUGGAGAGACGGAUACAAGUAUACAGGAAAAAUCUUUUAUUACAAUGCAUCAUCAAGUCGAUGUAGAUGAUUUAUUGAAGACUAUAUGGGAGGUUGAACCCGAUACAAAGAGAACAUUAACGGAAGAAGAACAGACAUGUGAAAGAAUUUACAAAAAUACCUACAAAAGAAAUGAAGAAGGAAGAUACAUCGUCAAGCUACCUUUAAAGACAGAAGUACCAAGAGCAUGUGAAGGAAAUACACGAGAAAUAGCACAGAACAGAUUAAUACAACUAGAGAGAAGAUUUCUAAAAAUGCCAAAGCUUAAAGAAGAAUAUGUAAAGGUGAUUGAUGAUUACCUCGAACAGAAGCACAUGGAAAAGGUACCAACCGAUGAAAGACAUACAAAGAAGAGUGUAUACUUAGCCCAUCAUGCAAUUAUUCGAGAAGAGAAGGAAACUACAAAAACGCGUGUCGUGUAUGACGCGUCGUUUAAGGGUACCAAUGGUUUCUCUUUAAACGACGACCUCCUUGUUGGGCCAGUUUUACAAGAAGAUUUGAGAAGUUUGAUAAUGUGAUGGCGUAUGCACGCUGUAUGCUUCGUCCCAGACAUUCACAAAAUGUAUAGGAUGAUUCUAACAACUAAAGAAGAUUCCGACUAUCAGAGAAUUUUAUGGAGAAGUAGCAGCGACAAGGAAAUAGAAGAUUACCGUCUCCUAACAGUAACUUUCGGAACAGCUUCAGCUCCAUAUCUGGCAGUUAAAACGUUGCAACAGCUGGCUAUAGAUGAAGGAGACGAGUUUCCUGUUGCAGCAAAGAUGAUCACAGAAGACUUCUACGUCGACGACCUGAUGUCCGGAUGUGACACUAUCGAACAAGCAAUAGAAGCCAGCAAACAAUUGCAAGAAGUUAUGCAAAAAGGAGGAUUUCAGCUCAAGAAAUGGUCAUUCAAUAGUGUCGAGUUUAUGCGAAGUUUGAAGCCCGAAGAUAGAUCAGUUAACGCACAUAUUGAUUUAAACAUGGAUGGCACGAUCAAGGCACUUGGUGUUCAAUGGAACAUGGGAACAGAUCAAUUCGAGUACAACCUUAAUCUUCCAGAGGUAACUAAUCAUAUCAGCAAACGAACCAUUUUGUCUGACAUCCAGAAACUGUUUGAUCCUCUGGGCUGGAUCUCACCCUGUGUCCUGAUGGCUAAAAUACUGAUACAGAAGUUGUGGCUGGCAAAGGUGAAUUGGGACGAGGAACUUAGUCAACCCUUAAAAGAUGAAUGGCUUCGAUUAAGAGUAGACUUGAGACAGGUCAAUGAGGUCCGUAUUGAUAGAUGGCUGGACACUUUGAGCACUGAAGGAGCAAAUAUUCAGAUACACGGUUUCAGUGACGCCUCUAUCUCCGCUUACGGUGCAGCCGUUUACAUUCGAGUAGAAAAGGCAGACGGUACAGUCAAAACAAGGUUAAUCGCUUCGAGAACACGAGUCUCUCCAGUGAAACCUGUCUCUUUACCUAAAUUGGAAUUAUGUGGAGCCGUUGUGUUGGCAAAAUUGUUAAGACAAGUCCGCUGUGCUAUGAGAAUACCAGCUUCACAAAUAUUCGCAUGGACAGACUCUUCCAUUGUAAUUUCAUGGAUUUUUGGCGAACCACAAAGGUGGAAAACGUUUGUGGCAAACAGAGUUGUGGAAAUAACAAACAAUGUUAGUCAAAACCAGUGUCAUCACGUUACUUCAGAGGAUAACCCCGCCGACAUUGCAUCUAGAGGAAUGUACUUGUCAGAGUUGAAGGUUUCUAAGAUAUGGUGGGAAGGCCCUGAAUGGCUAUCUAGAAAGGAAAUAGAAUAUAGAAGACCAAAUGUCAUUUCAACCGACAUAGAAAGGAAGAACGUGAUACAGGCAAAUUUAAACGUGUAUGGAAGCGAGAAGGAGAGAAAAUUGACAGAGCAAUUUAAAGACUUUGAUAAUUUACAAGAAUUAAUAAAAACCGUAACAUAUUGUCGCAAAUUUCUGAACAUGAAAAAACUGCAAAUAGACAAUUUAAAAUUAACUACUCAUGACUUAGACCACACACUGCAAAUAUGUGUAAGACUUGUACAAAAGGAAGAAUUUGGAGAAGAAAUAGAUAGACUAACGACGAACAAACAAGUACAUAAACGGAGCACUAUAAAAUCUUUAAAUCCCUAUUUGGAAGAAGGUCUACUGAGAGUGGGAGGAAGGCUUAGACUUGCAAACAUAAAUAAUGAAGAAAAGCAUCCCUUAAUAUUGGGCAAUAGAAACAACUUAACUCCUCUGAUAAUAGCCGACGCACACUUAAAGACCAUGCAUGGUGGAAUAACACUCACGAUGAGUUAUUUACGUUCCAAAUUUUGGAUUAUAAAAUCAAAGAAUUUAGUAAAGGCUCACGUCAAUAAAUGCCUUGUAUGCGUCAGACAAAACGCUGCUCCAAAAGCACAGCUGAUGGGAGACCUGCCAAGAGAACGAGUUACGCCUGCUAGACCAUUUUUACAUAGUGGCGUCGACUUUGCAGGACCUUUCACUACCCUAAUGUCUAAGGGUAGAGGAGCAAAGACUACGAAGACGUAUGUAGCUAUAUUUAUAUGCUUAUCAGUUAAAUGCAUACAUCUAGAGCUAGUCAGUGACCUGACUUCUGAAGCCUUUAUAGCUGCCUUCAAGAGAUUUGUGGCCAGGAGAGGGCGAUGCAACCAUUUGUGGAGUGACCAAGGAAGAAACUUUGUGUUGGAGCCAAUAAGGAAUUGAUUAACGCAUGGAAAGAGGCACAACUAGAUUUUACAGGAGAAAUUUCCGAUUCCUUGGCUAAAGACGGUACGCAGUGGCAUUUCAUCCCCGCCUAUAGUCCGAAUUUUGGUGGUUUGUGGGAGGCUGGUGUAAAAUCCCUGAAAUAUCAUCUAAAAAGAAUCGUCACCUCUCACCUUACCUUCGAGCAAUUUGUGACAGUCCUUUGCGAAAUUGAGGCAUGCUUAAAUUCAAGGCCGUUAUGUCCAAUUGAUAACGACGAUACAGACAGUAUAGAACCCCUAACACCCGGACACUUUCUGAUCGGCGAAGCACCCAUAAACGUCGCAUCGCCCGACUUGAAGGAUGUUCGAAUGAGCUCACUAUCACGAUGGCAGCACACACAGAAAUUGGUCAGAGAUCUUUGGUGCAGAUGGCAACACGAGUACCUGUCACGUUUGCAACAGCGACCAAAGUGGUUAAAGAGAGUAGAAGAGUUCAAAGAGGGACAGAUUGUUCUCAUUAAAACCGACAAUCUUCCACUUGGAAAAUGGGCUCUCGGCCGAAUAGUCGCUAAACAUCCAGGUCCAGACCAUAUUACGCGAGUGUAUAGUGUUAAAAGUGGUGAUAGUGUGGUGAAAAGACCAGUUACAAAACUAUACUUAUUACCAAUACAGAUUAAUGAUUAAUGUACCAUAUAUUUGCAUGCUUUCAGCUUAUUAAAAUGUAUAAUUGUUUUUAAAGGACUUAGUAGUCCUUUGGCCGGCGGUAUGUUAACGCGCACUCGAACCUAUCAUAACUAGUAGUAUUACCUAUAUAUGCAUUUCAUUUUUAGUAGCAUUACAAAAAUCAUAGCAA
Messenger RNA from Cydia pomonella (codling moth), 3569 nucleotides. RefSeq lists its product as uncharacterized. The record is from RefSeq and is a predicted model, not a curated record. NCBI's taxonomy places the organism in Eukaryota, Metazoa, Arthropoda, Insecta, Lepidoptera, Tortricidae. The transcript has a single exon. Gene Ontology annotation, molecular function: nucleic acid binding.